This is a messenger RNA of Heterocephalus glaber (naked mole-rat), 3861 nucleotides long. Lineage: Eukaryota; Metazoa; Chordata; Mammalia; Rodentia; Bathyergidae. The record is from RefSeq and is a predicted model, not a curated record.
UCUGCCUGCACCUGACAGCCACUCUCAGUGGCAGCACUGGAACCACACCAGCCCCGGCGGACUCUGCAUUGCAGGCAGCCCGGGCCCGGCAUGCAGACUGACUCUGAGUCUGGAUGUCCGGAUGUAUCCUGCUCGGCUUGCCUGAGGUCUUCUCCCCGUAGAAGGAGGACUGGCUGAGGGGAGGGGCUGUGUCCUGUCUCCAGCACCCUAUCAGAGCGGCCUGAUGACCCGCCUGACCUUGUCCCUGUCUACUGGGGUCCCCUCUUCGAAGCAACACUGUCUCCUGCCACAUUCUUCUCUGGGCACAAGUCCAGCCCACAGCGAGAGGGAGAACUGGCUGGAUCUGAGAUUCGUUCAUAAUUAACAGCAGCCACCUGAAGUCCUGCUGCCAGCUCAGGGUCCUCAGGGGCAGGGAGAUGCCCCACAUGCCUCCUCUGUUUUCGAUGGGCUGACUCUUCCCGGGCUCAGCACAUCUUGGAGUCCCAGCCCCCUCGGUGGCUUUGGGCUUUCCACAGUAUUGAUGUCAACAGUUGUGCACUCAUCUGCUCUGCCAACUAGAGGUCUAGGAGCCUAACUCUAUAGUUCUGUUUUUUUUGUGGUUGUUUGGUUUGUUUUUUUUUGUAUACUGGGGAUUGAACUCAAGACCUUGAGCUUUUGAGGCAGGCGCUGGAACCACUGAGCUAAAUCCCUGGCUGUGAGCCUAACUCUGAACACAGUGUAAAACGUUCCCUGAAUUUGUGCUUCACUGCGUGCACCACCAGCCACGUAGGAGCGCAGGGUCUGACCUGCACCUUCCUGAUGCCCAAGGUCUCCACGUGGAUUGGUUGGUUACGUGGGUGGCUGCUGUCACUUUCUGGCUGCCAUCUGCUCGUGGCCAUCCUCAGCCUUGCCUCCACCUGGACUUACUCCCUUGCUGACUUGCUGCUGGCUGCCCAUCCCAGCUGUGGAGCUGCUCUGCCCCUCUGGAUUCUGAGCACCUGUCCAGAGGCUGCAGGAAGAAGCCAGUGAGGGACCCACUUGCCUCCCAUCUCCCACCCCUUUGUCUGCCCCUCAGGGUGAAGAGAGCUUCCAGGUCCUGGCGGGGACAGAAGGGGACAGCUUCCCACUGAUGGAGGUGGGCACUUGUGAGGCAGAGCCCUCUGAGCAGUGGGACUUCAUCCUUGUGGCCAAGUACCACGCAGAGAUGAGACUCAGGCAGGCUGAGCGGCAGAAGCAGUUCCUGGAGGAGCUCAAGAGAAGAGGCUUCCGUGUCAAGGUGAGAGAGGACCAGAGACACGUGUUCUUCGGGAUCCGAGCUGACAACAGGAUCUUCGACUUGUACCGCACCCUCCUCGUGGAGCCAGAGGAUCCUGCCCCGAGCCUGGAGCAGGCCAGGCCGACCACUGUCCCAGCCACUACAAGAAUCCGAAUUGUGAACUUCGUCCUGAACAGCAAGACAGCAACUGGUGACACCUUCGAGGACUUGGUGAAAGACGGGGUCUUUGAGGCCAGGUUCCCCCUGCACAGGGGGGAGGAAGACCUGAGGGCGAAGUGGGCCCAGUGGAGAAACAUGUUCCAGGAGCAGCCAAUCGAUGCCAUCAGGGACUACUUCGGUGAGAAGGUGGCGCUGUACUUCGCCUGGCUCGGCUGGUAUACCUACAUGCUGGUGCCUGCUGCCGUGGUGGGCCUCAUCAUCUUUCUGAGUGGAUUUGCUCUGUUUAACUCCAGCCAGAUCAGCAAGGAGAUCUGUGGGGCUGCCAACGACACCUUCAUGUGUCCUAUUGGUGACAGCAACAGCUACCAGCGUCUGUUAGACACCUGCACUUUCGCAAAGAUCACUCACCUCUUUGACAAUGAGGGGACUGUGCUGUUUGCCAUCUUCAUGGCUCUGUGGGCCACUGCGUUCCUGGAGUUCUGGAAGCGGCGGCGAGCCAGCGUGGUGCUGCACUGGGACCUGUACGGGUGGGACGAGGAUCAGGAAGAAAUGGCGCUUGAGCUCAUGAACUGCCCCGACUACGAGCUCCGGCCACACCAGCACUCCUACUUGCGCAGCACCAUCAUCCUGGUCCUGUCUCUGCUCAUGAUCUGCCUCAUGAUUGGCAUGGCGCACUUGCUGGUGGUCUACCGUGUGCUGGCUGCCGCCUUCUUCGGCAACCUGGCCUGGCCCUUCCUGGAGAACCAGACCACCAAGGCUGUGGUGGUGACCACAGCCGUGGUGGUGACCGGGGCCCUGGUGCACUACCUGACCAUCGUCAUCAUGACUAAGGUCAACAAGCGUGUGGCCCUGAAGCUUUGCGACUUUGAGAAGCCCAGGACCUUCUCAGAGCGAGAGCGCAAGUUCACCAUCAAGUUCUUCACGCUGCAGUUCUUUGCCCACUUCUCCUCCCUCAUCUACGUCGCCUUCAUCUUGGGCAGGAUCAACGGUCACCCUGGGAAGUCCACGCGCCUGGCUGGCCUGUGGAAGCUGGAGGAGUGCCAUCUCAGCGGCUGCAUGAUGGACCUGUUUGUGCAGAUGGCCAUCAUCAUGGUCUUGAAGCAAACGCUCAGCAACUGCAUGGAGUAUCUGUGCCCGUGGCUGGCCUACAGGUGGCGCAUGCUGUGGGGCUGCUGGGCCGGCAACCCUGAGCUCCGGGACUGGCAGCGAAACUACCGCCUAAACCCAGUCACCACCUUCACCCUGUUCGAAGAGUUCAUGGAGAUGAUGAUCCAGUACGGGUUCACCACCAUCUUCGUGGCUGCCUUCCCCUUGGCGCCUCUGCUUGCACUCUUCAGCAACAUGGUGGAAAUCCGCCUGGACGCCAUCAAGAUGGUGCAGCUGCAGCGGCGGCUGGUGCCACGCAAGGCCAAGGACAUCGGGACAUGGCUGCAGGUACUGGAGACCAUCGGCGUGCUGGCAGUCAUUGCCAAUGGGAUGGUCAUCGCCUUCACCUCCGAGUUCAUCCCACGAGUGAUCUACAAGUACCGUGACAGCCCAUGCCAAAAGGAGCCCCACCGAAAAGUCGACUGCCUCACUGGCUACGUCAACCACAGCCUCUCUGUCUUCCACACGAAGGACUUCCAGGACCCCAAGAAGAUUCAGGGCCCCGAAAACGUGACUGUGUGCAGGUACCGGGACUACCGAGAUGAGGAGUACAACCUCACUGCACAGUUCUGGUUCCUCCUGGCCAUCCGCCUGGCCUUUGUCAUCCUCUUUGAGCACGUCGCCUUGUGCAUCAAACUCAUCGCCUCGUGGUUUGUGCCCGAUGUCCCCCAGUCGGUGAAAAACAAGGUUCUGGAGGAGAAGUACAAGAUGCUGAGGGAGAAGCUACGGUCCAGCUCCAAGAGCACAGAGGUGUAGGGGCCGGAAGCAGGCGGAAAGGCACUGGGCACCAGGAGCCAUCUCCACUUUCACUUCCCGUCUUGUUGGUGGCUGUGCAUGCGCGCUCGUGCACGUGGGGCUGUCAGAAGGCUCAUGCUUACGUGGGGACCUUGGAUGGGAGAGCGGUGCUAGUGUCCAUGUGUGUCCAUGUAUGUGGUGCUAGCGGUCCAUAGAGGAGCGUGUCCUGGGAGGCCCUUGUCUAUGGGGGGGGGGUUCACAGGAGUUCCACAUGUGUGUGGGGCCUGCGCCACCUCCCUCAGGGCGUGGGCAUGUACAGCACAGUCCUGCGUUUACUUCUGGGUCACUCUGGCACCUACAAAUUUGGGGAGUCCCUCAUGAAAUCUCAGGCAGCAAAGUUGGCCCAAGUUUCCUGGGCCUCCCCAACUUCUCAGCCCCAGGCCUGACCCACCCGAUCUUGCUGGUGCCACUGGCCCCAAGCCCAGCAUUCCGGCUGUCCCCUGAAGGGACUGGCUCCCCUGAUCAAGCAGAACUUUCUGUAAUAAAAUUAAGCCUGUUUGUGUUGA